AUGUCCCCCCGCCCCGCGAGCGCCUCGAGCACAAUGUACGACGACUUCCUCGCCGCGCACCUGCGCCUGCACGACGAGCGCCUCGAGCCCCGCGCGCACGCGCUCCACGCCCUAUCGGUCCGCGCCCGCACGCCCCGCGGCACGCGCCUCACCCUCGAGACGGGCGCCGUCGCGUCGGGCGUCGCGCCUCGUGGCCGGCGCCGCGUCGAGUCGGCGCUCGUGUGCGAGAGCCAGUGGAACCCCAUGACGACGUCGCGCGUCUGCCUCUCGUCGUCGCGCCGCCUGUCGCUGCACGCGCAGCUGCAGACGAGCGACGCGCUCUGCUGGACGCUCGACGCGCACGAGUCGGCGACAGAGAAAGUGCCGCUGUCGUUUGCGCGUCUGGGGGCGACGCACGCGAGUCGGAGCGGCUGUGCCGACGUCUGCGUCGAUGUGGUCAAUGGGCCGACCGUAGCGGUGGCGCUGUGGCGGCGCUGGGACAGGUGGGCCGCGGGCGGCGCUGCGGCGUACGACGUCGGACUCGACCGGAGCGACCGCCGCGGACGGUGCACGACGUUGGACGUGAGUGCGAGUUACUUGCACGACGGGCUGUCGACGCUGCUGCAAGUAAAGGACGGUGGACGGACCGUGCAAUUGGACUUGACGCAGACCGUGUCACCGCUUUUGGCACUGAGCUCGAGGUUUGUGUGCGACAGCAGAAGAGACAAUCGGUCGCUGAGGGUGCUGGGCAAGUACGCGCUGAGUCCGACGGAGACUGUGUCUGGCUCGAUCGGGUCCGACGGCAUUUGUAUCGGCGCGUUCGAGUGGCGCACGUCAAAGCACUUGAAGACGCGCGUAGCAGCGCAAAUGGACUUGCGGCACUAUGACAGCGACUCGCACCACGUGGGCGUAUCGAUUGAGAUCGGCUGA
Molecule: messenger RNA, 909 nt
Organism: Hyaloperonospora brassicae
Lineage: Eukaryota; Oomycota; Peronosporomycetes; Peronosporales; Peronosporaceae
Source: the annotation of a GenBank genome assembly